CUUUUUCGGCCUUGAGAACUACCGGCGCCUUAUUUGCGAAAUGAAGGUCAAGGCGAAGGAAAAGGAUGAGAAAAACGUGGUUUAUAGCAUUCACAGUUAUUGAAUUUUGGAAUUUCAGGAUGAUGAUGAGGCUGUUUACAUAAAGCUUAAUGACGUCCCGUUGGACAUGUUGAGGUAUAGUAUAUCUAUGCAGUCAGGAGCGGAGCGGAAAGAAACCCGUAAGACGUUACUACUCAAAAUGGGUGCUAAGAAGCCAAAAAACGCAUAUAUUAAUUAUAAGGAACUGAUGCAAAAUCGAUUGAAGUCGAAAAUGGAGGCUCAAAUGUAUCCUUGUGAUCGUGCUGCUACUUUCGCUAAUAAGAAGCUACCUUUGAAGAAGAAAAAGAAAGAUAAAAAGAAGGAAAAAUCAAAGAAGAAGUCAAAGUCCAAGAAACGUUGAUUUUCAAUUUUGUUUACACGUUCAUGAAUUUCUGUUCCCCAAUUUGUAUCAUAUACUGUUAAAUAUCAGCUAUUUCGACUAUCUGAAUAAAAUCUUGGCAAUAAAA
This is a messenger RNA of Trichobilharzia szidati, 545 nucleotides long. NCBI's taxonomy places the organism in Eukaryota, Metazoa, Platyhelminthes, Trematoda, Strigeidida, Schistosomatidae. The record is from the annotation of a GenBank genome assembly.